GGCAGGCAUUCCAACCCUAUUAAUAAUUCGUCUUCCCCAUCAUUCCUUCUCCUACCAAACCUCUCUCCUCCCUCACCUCGAUCCACAGCUUCAGAUCAUCCGUCGUCCGUCCAUGGCCGAUCACCAGUUCCAGCCAGGCAGCAGUUGGUGGAGCUCAGCAGCAGCCCCCUGCCGGCCCGACGUCGUCAGCCUCCCGGCCAUGCCUUCCUUCGUCAGCUGCUCCACCGUGCUCGGCAGAAGCCUCGACUAUUGUGACGAGAUGACCACGUCGCAGUCGCCGUCGGUCUCAAAUAGCUCGGUCACCUUUCAGGGCCACCCUUCCGUUCUGACCACUGCCGGCCUCCCCAUGGACCAUUUCCCCUCCCACGAGUGGAACCAUGGACCUUUCUGCGGAGCGAGAUCGGAGCACAAUUUCCACGGCUUGCCCCAAGAAGAUGUGAUGAUGACGAUCUCCGGCGUCAAUAUCGACAUGGAUGGCUCAUCCUUUUCGAGCACCACCAACAGUAUCAAUCCAUUGAGGAACCCUAUGAGCCACGCUUUUCUGGAAGACCACAGCGACAGCAUCAUCAUCAACCCUCUCGUUCCGCCCUCCUUCGCGCCGCCUUACGCCUUCCUGCACGGCCUCAAUCUCGAGCAAGAUGGUGGAUCGUCACAGACUUCUUUCGAGGAGGACCGGACGAUUCGACUGACGGCAGAGCAGCAGCAGCAGCAGCAGCUUCAGUUCUCCAAUGAGACUUUCUUCUGGAAUCCCAUCACGGUGGCUGCCGGCACUGAGCACCAUGCUUUGAGGCCUCCUCCUCCUCCUCCUCCUCUGCCCCUCCAUAAUCAAAGCUCAAAUGGUGGCUACAACAGUAGCCUUCUUAAGGCAUCUUCUAAUUCAGGAAUCAAUGCUUCCAUGGAAAGUAGGAAAAGCAGUGAACCAUCGCUCAAGAAGACUAGAAUAGAGGCUCCCUCCGCGACCUUCAAGGUGAGAAAAGAAAAAUUAGGAGAUAGAAUCACUGCACUCCAACAACUAGUCUCACCUUUUGGGAAGCUUAAUGUCUCUAGCACCAUUAAUGCAUUUACAGACCGACACCGCAUCGGUAUUGCACGAGGCUAUCGAGUACAUCAAGUUCCUCCACAAUCAAGUUCGUGUACUAAGUGCACCAUAUCUAAAGAAUGGUCAUCCAGUGCCACAGAUGAAGGAUUCGGAGAAAUCAAAGGAAUGCGUUGCGCAAAAUCAAGACCUAAGAAGCCGAGGCUUGUGCCUGGUUCCAAUCUCAAGCACAUUUGCUGUUGCCAAUGAGAUCCCAACUGAUUUUUGGACUCCUACCUUUAUGGGAGGAGGCUUUUCUUAGGGAACAUGGAGGCAUGCACUACUGAUCAGUGAUUUUGAAACCAGAUCGAAAAAGAGAUUGGCAUAUUAAUUUAACAGAUUGAAUCGGCCAAUAUACUGAUCCGGAUUCAAGAACACUGAAAGUAUAGCUAUAGCACUCUACAUAAAUAGGCCAAUUGAUCUCUUUUAGUUAUAGUAGGCAUAGGGGAAGAAAUGACUCAAUUAAUAACAUCAUUUGAUAUUAUCUUUUAUAGAAGACAGUAGAGAGAGUAAAGAGGAAGGAAAGGCAAGUGUGGUGGUGACCCAACAAAGUUAGCUAGCUAGGCAUGGUGUUUUGGGGCACCACUACUUGUUGUAUUGGAUGGAAUAUGGCAUGAUUAGUGGUUUGGAGUACAAUGGGGGCAUUAACUAAUUAAUUGAGGUUUUUCAUAUUGUAUGUAUUUUAUUAUUAUUUUUCUUUCUAACAAAUUAUUAUUUGGAGAGAAUAACAAGAGCAAGUGUGUGGCUUUUCUGACAGAAGGAUCAACUUUUUCUUGAUUGUUUAGUUGAA
Messenger RNA from Zingiber officinale, 1865 nucleotides. RefSeq names its product transcription factor bHLH112-like. The record is from RefSeq and is a predicted model, not a curated record. Lineage: Eukaryota; Viridiplantae; Streptophyta; Magnoliopsida; Zingiberales; Zingiberaceae. The transcript has 7 exons. Bases 113 to 1285 code for a protein of 390 amino acids. Gene Ontology annotation, cellular component: nucleus. Gene Ontology annotation, molecular function: RNA polymerase II cis-regulatory region sequence-specific DNA binding; protein dimerization activity; DNA-binding transcription factor activity, RNA polymerase II-specific. Gene Ontology annotation, biological process: regulation of transcription by RNA polymerase II.